This is a messenger RNA of Brassica oleracea var. oleracea, 1308 nucleotides long. RefSeq names its product carbon catabolite repressor protein 4 homolog 4-like. The transcript has 10 exons. The coding region runs from base 1 to 1203 and encodes 400 amino acids. Gene Ontology annotation, molecular function: poly(A)-specific ribonuclease activity. NCBI's taxonomy places the organism in Eukaryota, Viridiplantae, Streptophyta, Magnoliopsida, Brassicales, Brassicaceae. The record is from RefSeq and is a predicted model, not a curated record.
AUGUUUAACACUACUAGUUUGCUUCAUCUUCCUGGCCCAAUACUUCCUUCUUUCACCACCAUCAGUUGUGGAGUCUGCAGGAAGAUUGUUUCGAGAAGAAUGAGUACGAAUCCUCCAAUGGAGCCUAAAGUUCGCAACUUCGAAUCUGUUGAAGAGGCUGAUGAUAAGCAUUCAAUAAGUAAAUCUGAUGGUAUCAGAUUCCGUCUCGUUUCGUAUAACAUAUUAGCUCAGGUUUAUGUGAAGAGCUCCCUUCUCCCGCACUCUCCACCUGCCUGCCUCAAAUGGAAAGCUCGUUCACAUGCAAUUCUGGGCGUUCUGAAAAAGCUCGAGGCUGACUUCUUUUGUUUGCAGGAAGUAGAUGAGUACGAUAGCUUUUACAGGAAAAACAUGGACUCUCUGGGCUACUCUGGGAUUUAUAUUCAGAGAACCGGACAGAGGAAGCGUGACGGUUGUGCAAUCUUCUACAAGCCUAGCUGUGCAGAGUUAGUCGCCAAAGAAAGGAUCGAAUAUAAUGAUCUUUUGGACUCAGUAAAGGCAGACAGUGUACAGGAGACUGAGACCUCCAAUGAAUCAAAAGGUGAUGAGAAUGCGAAAGAUUCUCGAAAAGACAGCCGUGACCUUAAUGAUCCACUAGUCAGACUAAAACGUGAUUGUGUUGGAAUAAUGGCUGCUUUUAAGAUCAACAAGCCGUUUCACCAAGUCGUCAUCGUGGCCAACACCCAUCUUUACUGGGACCCGGAGCUAGCUGAUGUGAAGCUGGCACAAGCCAAGUAUCUACUUUCACGACUAGAUCAGUUCAAGACACUAAUAUCAAAUGAAUUCGAGUGCACACCUUCCUUGUUACUAUCUGGUGACUUCAAUUCAAUUCCUGGGGAUAAGGUGUAUAGUUAUCUAGUAUCUGGUAAUGGUAAGCCUGCAGAGACCAUAGAAGAGGAAGAAGAAGCACCAGUGCCUCUGUGUAGUGCCUAUGAAGUGACAAGAGGAGAGCCUAAGUUCACAAACUGCACUCCUGGCUUCACAAACACGCUUGACUACAUCUUCUUCUCUCCUUCAGACUUCAUCAAACCUGUCAGUAUCCUCCAGCUACCUGAACCGGAAUCUCCAGAUGUUGUCGGUUUCUUACCAAAUAACCAUCACCCGAGUGAUCAUUUGCCGAUAGGAGCUGAGUUUGAGAUCAGUCGGAAUAGAGAAUUUUGUUCUUGAGAAAGUCUUGUUGCAUUACUUCAUUGUUUAACCAUGAGAAUUAUACAUAGUAUUGAACGGCUUCUGUCUUCUUUGUCUCACUAAACUUUAAAUUUACAUUUUCAU